AUGGCCAUCGAUGAAGUCCCACCACCACCUCCUAAAUCCGGAAAAUCAGUUGCCACCUCUGGUUCAUCAUAUUCAGAUUCUUCAAAAUCUGAUAUCUCCAAUCCUUAUUUCACUCAUCACUCGGAUCGUCUGGGAUUAAUUCUAGUCUCCAAAUCCUUAAACGAAGACAACUACUCUGGUUGGAAAAGAGCUAUGACAUUGGCCUUAAAUUCCAAGAACAAGCUCGGGUUUGUCAAUGGAUCAAGCAAGGCUCCUUCAGAAGAAGCUGAUCCAGAAGGGUGUGCGACUUGGUUGCGAUGUAACGACAUGGUCCAUUCCUGGAUUGUCAAUACUGUCAAUUCAGAAAUCGCUGACACUAUUAUCUAUUAUCCUACUGCUCAUAAAGUAUGGGAAUAUCUUCGUGAGCGAUUUUCACAAGGUAAUGCACCUCGUAUCUUUGAGAUUCAGCGAGAUAUCGCUUCUCUUCGGCAAGAACAAUUAUCAGUCUCUACCUACUACAGAAGAUUGAAGAGUUUAUGGGAUUAA
This is a messenger RNA of Rosa rugosa (rugosa rose), 525 nucleotides long. RefSeq lists its product as uncharacterized. The coding region runs from base 1 to 525 and encodes 174 amino acids. The transcript has a single exon. The record is from RefSeq and is a predicted model, not a curated record. NCBI's taxonomy places the organism in Eukaryota, Viridiplantae, Streptophyta, Magnoliopsida, Rosales, Rosaceae.